This is a messenger RNA of Salvia hispanica, 543 nucleotides long. Lineage: Eukaryota; Viridiplantae; Streptophyta; Magnoliopsida; Lamiales; Lamiaceae. The record is from RefSeq and is a predicted model, not a curated record.
AUGAUCCUUGAAGCAGUCGCUGAUCACCGCCUCUGGAUCUGGCAUGCAUACUUCGGUGUAGCCGGGUCGAACAACGACAUCAAAGUCCUCAACUCGUCCACCCUCUUCGCCGAUCAAUGCAUGGGUCGCAGCCCGGCCAUCGAGUUCACUGCCAACGGCCGCAGAUAUCAUAUGGGGUACUACUUGGCCGAUGGCAUAUACCCAAGGUGGCCUGUUUUUAUGAAGACGAUCAGCUGCCCAAUGGGUGACAGGAGAAUCUUGUUUGCGGCAAAGCAGGAGUAUGCGCGGAAGGAUGUGGAGCGGGCUUUUGGUGUGCUCCAAUCGCGGUGGGCAAUAGUGAAAGGUCCGGCGCGUUUCUGGUUCAAGGAAGUCGAUGAUGAAGCCGGAUCUAGCUCCAGCAUGGCGACCCCGCCUGUCGCUCGAGGAUUACCGAUGGGCUUCGGUGAGGUUCUAGAGAGACAGACCUCAAUGCGCAGCCAACAAGACCUUGUGGCGCUCAUGAACGACAUGAUUGAAGAAGUUUGGAAGCUUUUCGGCUAUUGA